Condylura cristata (star-nosed mole) is the source of this 2779-nucleotide messenger RNA. RefSeq names its product solute carrier family 25 (glutamate carrier), member 18 (gene SLC25A18). The coding region runs from base 1 to 1014 and encodes 337 amino acids. Gene Ontology annotation, biological process: malate-aspartate shuttle; L-glutamate transmembrane transport; aspartate transmembrane transport. Lineage: Eukaryota; Metazoa; Chordata; Mammalia; Eulipotyphla; Talpidae. Gene Ontology annotation, molecular function: L-aspartate transmembrane transporter activity; L-glutamate transmembrane transporter activity. The transcript has 9 exons. The record is from RefSeq and is a predicted model, not a curated record.
AUGAUCCUGCAUCCUGGCACUGAAUCAGCUGUUUCGUACCAUCCAAUACUCCCGGUAAGUAUUGCAGCGAAACUCAUCAAUGGAGGUGUGGCGGGGCUCGUAGGGGUGACCUGUGUGUUCCCCAUUGACUUGGCCAAGACGCGACUGCAGAACCAGCAAGGGAAGGAUGUCUACAAAGGAAUGGUCGACUGCCUGAUGAAGACGGCGCGGGCCGAGGGCUUCUUCGGCAUGUACCGAGGGGCCGCAGUGAACCUCACCUUGGUCACGCCGGAGAAGGCCAUCAAGCUGGCCGCCAACGACUUCUUCCGGCAGUGGCUGAUGGAAGACGGGAUGCAGCGGAAUCUGAAGAUGGAGAUGCUGGCGGGAUGCGGGGCUGGAAUAUGCCAGGUGGUGGUCACCUGCCCCGUGAAAAUGCUCAAGAUUCAGCUGCAAGAUGCUGGGCGCUUGGGUGAGGCCAGCACCGGGGGGUGUCCUUUCCCCCCAGUCGCCUCAGCACCCACCUCCUCCGGCUCCUAUGAUGCGGGCUCGCUGCCGUCCCCCUCCAAGCGCCCGUCCGCCACCCUCAUCGCCUGGGAACUGCUUCGCACACGCGGCCCGGCCGGGCUCUAUAAGGGGCUGGGUGCCACUCUCCUCAGAGAUAUUCCCUUCUCCAUCAUCUACUUCCCGCUGUUUGCCAACCUUAACAACUUGGGCAUCAACCAGCUGACCGGGAAGGCCUCCUUUGCACAUUCCUUUGUAUCAGGCUGUGUUGCAGGCUCGGCAGCUGCUGUUGCGGUCACGCCCCUGGAUGUCUUGAAAACGCGAAUCCAGACCCUGAAGAAAGGCCUGGGUGAGGACAGCUACAGCGGGGUCACUGACUGUGCCAGGAAAGUCUGGCGUCAGGAGGGACCAGCCGCCUUCAUGAAAGGAGCGGGCUGCCGGGCCCUCGUCAUAGCCCCCCUCUUCGGCAUUGCCCAAGGCGUCUACUUCCUCGGGAUAGGGGAGCGCAUCUUGAAGUGCUUUGAGCAGAUGUAGUGGGGCUUGGGCCCUGCACCGGCCGCCGUCUCUUUAGCCCAGGACUUCCAGAAGCCCCUAACAACACAGUGAAAAUAGCGUUUGCCCUGGUUUUAUUAACCUCAGCUCAGCCGGGCCGUGUGGGCCCUAAUGUGUAGCGCUACCUCACCUCCGAAGAAACCACCACGCCCUAACAAGCAGGCUGGGAGGCCCCUGUUCUUCCUUCAUGGCUCUGCAUUCGUUUCCUUCGGGGCUGGAGCUACCAGCGACUUCCAGAAGCCCUAACAAGCUCCUUUCAGUCUCAGUGAAGAUCGUGUCAGCCUUGUAUUCACCACAGGGACUUAACAGUAAAGAGAAGGGGGGUUUCUACAUUUUACAUUUCUGCUUGACACACAAACCUAGUAUACUUGAGUCAAGUUGAGAGUCUUGUUUUGUUAAUUCUGAUUUCUGUAAUUUAGGGUUAGCCUUUGUUGACUUGGGUAAUAAAGGGAGGAUCAGGGGAGCAAGGGCCCGUGAGAGCCCUCAGGGUGCCUAGUUUGAGAGCAACUGAGUCCUCGCCAGGGCAGCAGGGCUGGGCCCUCCCACGGGCCGAGGACACUGUCCAAUCCAGCCAACCUGUGGGAGUCUCGCCUCGUUAGUGGGGACAUCAGUGUGUCCUCAGCUAUUCUGUGUCCAUUUCCCAUUCAUGAAGCCAGUCUCUAUUGGUGGAGAACAGCCAAAGGGACAUUCACGUCUUGAUCCAGUCAUUUCAUGAUCCCAUCACCGAGGAACGCGUUUGCUGUCUCAGCGCACCCAACUCCUUCCCCAGAAGGCUGCUCUAGCAAGGUGGGACCUCAUACAGACCUGGGGUCCUGUCCAGAAAGACCUGUGUUUACGUUAGCCCCACCUAGAACUGCAGUGAAUGAGAAAAGGGCAGCCUCGCUGUCUACCUGGAGCAGGGCUCUGGACACAGACCUAAGGUCAAGUUCCACUUAGUUGCUGCAAGACCUCAGGCCAUCUCAGUGGUCAUCAGAGAAGCAGAAGAAAGGAUUUAUUCAGGCCUAACACCGGUAACUCCUCUUAAGAUACCCAGUUUUUCCAACUCCGCCAAAGCUAAUAAAACUAUUUCUUCAAUAAAGCUGUCAAACCCGAGAGGACACGGGUAAUACUGGACACCUGCCUGUGUGGUGUGUGCAUCACAAUCGCGAGGGGCGGGAGGGCGUGAGGCUAGGGCAGGGUCUGGGUAACGUGAGCAGGAAGCGCCGGGGAGGACACAUGGCUUCAGGAUCUGGCAGCGGUCGGCCCGCAGAUGCCGCAGGGAGUCGGAACAUGCUUUCUAGAUACCUCGGUAAGCACUGACCUCGCAAGCCACAAACGCACAGUACUUUCGCAUAAUAAUUUGCAGUGAAAUCCACAUAAACCUUUUAAUAAAUAAAGCAUAUUCGUGGCUUAGAAUUUAAAUCACAUUUACAGAUGAGGAAAACGUCUAGGCCCAAGCAGGCAGCAGCGCAGCUACGGCUGCCGGGAGGGUGUAUGCCCACAUGCAAUUGUAGCCUAAGGAGACGUAACAGUGGUGAACACCAGACCCAUCACCCCCUACACUGGGCAACCGGAACCAGAGGACCAGCAGCCUUGAGUUUCAUGCAACCACCAUCUGGUCCCCUCACCUUGAUGCUGCGGAAGCAGGCGAAGGUCGGGUAACUUUCCGUCAAGCCAGAGGUAGGUUUCCUGACCUUAUUAAGUGAAACUUUCUCUCAUUGUUAAUUAGGCCAAGGGCAUUAGCUACAGAAAGGUAUCCACUGAUAAA